Molecule: messenger RNA, 2382 nt
Organism: Jaculus jaculus (lesser Egyptian jerboa)
Lineage: Eukaryota; Metazoa; Chordata; Mammalia; Rodentia; Dipodidae
Product: zinc finger protein OZF-like
Exons: 6
Coding region: 267-1733 (488 amino acids)
Biological process (GO): regulation of immune system process; negative regulation of transcription by RNA polymerase II; regulation of cytokine production
Molecular function (GO): RNA polymerase II cis-regulatory region sequence-specific DNA binding; DNA-binding transcription factor activity
Source: RefSeq, a predicted model, not a curated record
CUUGGGAAACUGACACUGGGUGUCCCUACCCAACUGCUUCGAUCAUUGUGUACAAUGCAGACAUGUGGAUUUUGACUCCUGUCAUCAGCAGGUCUCAGAAUGUUGUGGCAGUAGAGAGGGACACAGGGUUUGCAGUCAGAGGAUGGUAGCAGCCCACGUGGUGUGGGGUGUCACAGUCUUCAUCUAUGUAUUGAACUUUUGAAAAUUUCUGGGAACCCCUGUGACACGCUGCCAAGGGAGGGUAGUACGCUUCUCACAAGUUACAGAUGGGGUCGGUAUCGUUUGAGGACGUAGCCGUGGACUUCACCUGGCAGGAGUGGCAGGAGCUGGACGCCGCCCAGAGGGCCCUGUACCGGGAUGUGAUGCUGGAGAACUACCACAGCCUGGUGUCACUGGAACAUUGCCUGAUCAAGCCUGAGUUAAUCUUCAAGUUGGAACAUGGAGUUGGGCCAUGGUGUGUAACAGAAGCCUCGUUCUGGAGCCUCCCAGUGACUGACCCAAUUGACACCAGCCAGGAAAAUCACAAGAGAUAUUUGUGGCAAGAUGGAAUCACCAAGGACAAAACUUUGAAUGAAGAACUGGUUGAAACUGAACUAAAAGUGCAUCAGAAAAUCUACCAAGGAAUACAAUGUUAUGAAGGCAAUGCAUGCAUGAGGAUGUGUUGCCAAGAGUCACAGCACCCAAGGGAUUUGAUGUCUCACACAUACAAACAGGCUUUGUAUUACAACUCAUCUCUCAUUAAAUGUCAUAGUUAUACAGGUACGAAGACCUACAGAUGUAGGGAAUGUGGGAAUGGUUUCUGUGACAGGUCAGAACUCACUAAACAUCAGAGAAAUCAUGCUGGUGAGAAGCCCUUCAAAUGUAGUGAAUGUGGGAAAUCUUUCACUCGUAAAAUGUACCUUGCUCGGCAUCAGCGAACUCAUACAGGAGAGAAGCCCUAUGAAUGUGCAGAAUGUGCAAAAGCUUUCACUUGCAAGGUGUACCUCACUGUUCAUGAGAGAUGCCAUGCGGGUGAGAAGCCCUACGGAUGUACAGAAUGUGGGAAGGCUUUCACCCGUAAGGUGCACCUCACUCGACAUCAGAGAACUCAUACAGGGGAGAAGCCUUAUGUAUGUACCCAAUGUGGGAAGGCUUUCACCCGUAAGGUGCAUCUCACUCGACAUCAGAGAACUCAUACGGGAGAGAAACCCUAUGAAUGUACAGAAUGUGGGAAAGCUUUCUAUUAUAAGGCACAGCUCAUUGUUCAUGAGAGGAUUCAUACAUGUGAGAAACACUAUGAAUGUCCAGAAUGUGGGAAAGCUUACUCCAGCAAAAUAAACCUCACUCAACAUGAGAGAGUUCAUAGAGGUGAGAAGCUCUAUGAAUGUGCAGAAUGUGGGAAAGCUUAUACCAGCAAAGGAAACCUCACUCAACAUCAGAGAACUCAUACAGGGGAGAAGCCAUAUGAGUGUACAGAAUGUGGGAAAGCUUUCAUUCGCAAAGGAGACCUUAUUAAACAUCAGAGAACUCAUACAGGGGAGAAGCCAUAUGAAUGUACAGACUGUAGGAAAGCUUUUACUCGCAAGGUGAGCCUCACUCGACAUCAGAGAACUCAUACAGGGGAGAAGCCUUAUGAGUGUAAAGAAUGUGCGAAAGCUUUCACUCGGAAUGUCCACCUCACUGUUCAUAAAAGAACUCAUUGGGUGAGAAGCUCUGUGAAUAUAUUGAGUGAGGGAAAGAUUGUACCCACAUAAAGCAAAUAACACCACCAGUAAAAUACCCAAACCAUUACUCUAUAUUAGAGAACUGAUGGGUGAUGGGCCUUAUUAGAAUGUAUCAUAUUGAAAUUUUUCUACUCUUAAGUCACAGCCCAGCAAAGGUUAUAAAGCACAAGGGUAUAAUUUGGUAAAAUGUCCUUCAAGUUUAUAUCAUCAAAAACUCCUAUCAAUUUGAGAAUUACAGAAGAGGAAUUCAGUUACAUUCCCAGAUUAGGAUGCUUCAAACCACUUUUGAAAUUGGGAACCUGUUUGAAAUUUUAAAAAUUGGUUGGACUUAGGAUAUUACUCAGCAGUUUGCUUUGUGAAUUUUAUGUUAUGUGAGCAUAUGUGAAAGUUUUACUAUGUGAUCUAUUUAUUUAUUUAUUUAUUUUGUUUUUUGAUAUUGAACAUUUAUGUCUAUAAGUAAGUUGUAAGUAUAAGCAAUUGUAGAUAAAUUGCUGCAAAUUUAGAAUGUCUCAUUGAAUGGUGAUAUUUGUUAUACUGUAGUCAGUGAAAAAUAUUCAUAAUUAUUUUUGAAACAAUACAUGUGCAGUCUUUGAACUUACAUUGUAUUUCAUGCUGUUCUCAUAUUCAUGAUCUUCCUUCAUCCUCUGGAUUCAUUGGAUUAAAGAUAAAUUUCUUAAAA